AUGGCUGCCCGCGUUGACGAUUCAAAGUCGUCUUUGCAACGCCUUCUCUCUCUGGACAAAUCCUUCGAUACCUUUGACGAGCGUGUUCAAGAAGCCGCUCGCAUUCUCAGCAUUUCCUUGGACCCUCAAUCCGACGUCGCAUCCCCCGUACACACCUCCAGCGCCCAUACUGCUCGUCUCGACUUUGUCCUCCGCUGGCUGCUUGAAAAGCUCUCUGCCCGGUCAGAGAACAGCCAAUGCCUUCCAUCAUGGAUCCUCUUGCGUCGCAUCCUUGAGCGCAUGCCGUCUGCUGCUCUGGCAAAGUCAUUGUCGGCUGCUGGUCCUCUGAACACCUUCUCCAAUGCCCUCGCCCACCUCUUCCCGUCCACUUCUACCCGAGUCUUGGAUGCCACCGAUGACGGCAAACGCUCCAGCAAGAAGAGAAAGAGACAAAGUGCUGCCAAUGAUACAACAUCUGCUCAUCCCGCACUUAUCUUUAGCGAAAUCCUGGCCUCGAUACGUCUUUUGAUCUCUCGUUCAAUUCAGACCCCGUCUGCAAUGGAUGCGGCAUCCGAGAAUCGCGUUCACGCCCUUCUCCGUCUUGAUCAUGCAGAUCUCGUCCGCUUCGUCAAGUACACCCUGUACGGCUUGUUGAGCCUACACUCCUCCCAAAGUAUGGCCAUUUCUCUCGCCGCCUCUUCAUUGGCUCUGAUUCAAGAUCUGGCCAUCCUGCAACCCAACGCUGUAGUCGACCCUUCGGACAUGUCCUUCUGCACCGAGUGUUUAUGGCCUGCCGCUCUUCUUCUACAUACUCUAAACUCGGACGAUACCUCUUCAGAACACUCACAACACGCCGUCCGUUCCCUCGACCGUUUAUUGGCCACCCACCUCUUCGUACCAGCAAGAACUGCUUUCUACAGCUCCAAGGCCGUUACACAAAAGAAGCGAUCACAACUAGAACUCCCCGGAUUGGCGCAAAGAAUGGAGUCUCUGCGCUCACAAAUUGUGGCUCUGAACGAGGACAGUCCUAAUUCUUCCAAGCGGGCCCAACUUUCUCAUGCCUAUGCAUGUGUACCGCUAUUGCUGGAUCUGGCUGUUCGGUGUGCACCAAUUGCUAGUCCUAAGCAGAGGAUUGUAGAAGCACCAUGGAUUCAUCUCGUCUUUACAACGUUGUCGGACAUCAUAUCGGUAUCUGACAGAGGUUCAGACGCUUCUGUUAUCAACCAGACCUUGAUUCACAUGCUUGACGUACUGUCAGAUAAGAGUCUGGUGCUCGAUACUGGUGUGUUGAGCGAUAUCCUGGAUCAGCGAUGUAAUCUUUCAGUAUCAUUAAGCAGCUCCUCUCAAGCGCUACCCGACUUCCCACUUGUUGCUAGGAUUCUCAACAUGAACUCUAGCAUUUUCACCGAUGUUGAUGCUGCUCCAGCCAAGAACUUGUUCGAGGCACUAACAAAUAACGGAACAGCAGAGACGUCGAAGAUCUCGAAUGCGGUCUCCACAGACGAUUGGUCAAACCCUCGCAACAUAUGCUACAAAAUUGUGUUACCUCUGAUGCAUGCCUUUGCUCGCGCACGCCAUCUUCCCGCCUUCCUCGAUCAAUGGGCCGCUUGUCUCAGCACACAGAUAUCAGCCAAAAUGUCAGGGUGGCUUCUUUGGGCUGACGCGUCCUUGGAAGAGUCGUUGAGAUCUGUCCUGGAGACUUCGUUGACAUCUGCACAAAUCUCGGAACUGCUGGAAUCCCGCCAGGAUGCCUUGAAUCGGGCUGUCACAUCUUCAUCGAUUUCCAGCCCCCAGACCUUGGCGAACAUCGUCUUGCUCACCGCGAUCAUCGGUGCUGUAAAGACUGAUGCCACCAUCGACACUCUCCUGCCUCAUCUAGAAUCGCUCCUGUCUGCUUUGGAGAAGGCCUUCAUCCAGGCUACAGAGAGCAACAGUACCCUCUCUGCCCACAUGAUUGGUCUGUGUUCACGGAUCUACCAGCUUUGGUACCCAAUUUGGUCGACGUCCAAGACGAGUGCCGAGGUUCAGACGAGGAAUGCAACACUUCUAGAUGGGCCAGUCACACAAUUCGCCUUGCAAAAGAUCCAAAGUGGCUCAAAGGCGAAGUCGGGUGCUACUGCUGGCACUGUAUCCGAUGUCGAUUCUGCAUUCGUAUUCAUUGCUUCGAUAUGUGACAUGCAGCGGCGUCUGACAAGCCAUGAAUCAGAUUACGCACACUUGUUCUGCCGUGCAGCCUUGCCUUCCAAAGACGGAAGCAAAUCCUCUAGUUACGCUUCGCAACGUCCCUCCGCUUUUCUGACAGUUCUCACUGGGUUUCCGGAACUCUUGACCUGCAUUCCUACGACUGAGAGAGUCCAACUCUUUAAGGAUCUGUUCGGCGGAUUCUUUUCUGAGUCGUCAUCCUCAAAUUCAGUGCUAGUCGAGUUUCUUGACGCAGUAUUCGCAACUAGUGACAUUCCGACAAAAGAUGACCUUUUCACCGUAGUCUGUGAGACAAUCGAGAGCUCAGCUGCCUCGGGGUCGUGGCUUACGAUACUUCUCCAAUGGCCCUUGAAAGGAUUUUCCCGUCAGCAGCGCGAGAAAAUCUUGGAUGUCACUGUAUCUCUGGUAAUACACGAGAAAACAGGUGGAAAGGCUAAGCAACAAGCUAUCGAUCUAAUUGCUGCAUUGCUUGAGCUGCCAAAUGCAACGGCCAAGAUCUCCGUGACACCCGAUGUUCUAUGGGAGCUAGCUGGAGUUACUUAUGACAGUACUUCGCUGAGCGCUUUUGACAUCGUCUGCAAGCGCCUUCUGGGACAUAUCCUCGACACCAAAGAUCAAGAUCGAAGCAAAUUGUAUUUGGAACAACUCUCCGUAUUAGUAUCCAAUUUCGUGAACAAAAAGAAAGACUUGGGCUUACCGUCGACACCCGGCAGAGUCUGGUUGACGAAUGCACUGUAUGAGACGUGCGAGAUUCGUCUGACCGAGCAAGAGCUGUCGAGACUGCCUCACCGCUCUUCUUCCGCAAUUGACUCGUUGGUCAAGCGGCUGUGGGAGACAUUAUCAAGCUCUACUGAUGGUGAGCUCAGUGCCGCUGACUUGAAAAAGGCUCAAAUCGCCAUCGAGUUGUACAUUAGUAUCCCUUCAUCUAUCUUGGAGUCUGGCGGUUCUUCGACGGAGAAAUACGCAAAACGCUUCGCCAAAAAGUUGCGCGGGUUGAUCGAAGAACCGAAGGACGUUCCUUUGUCAAUCCAAGUGCGAUGCUUUCAGCAGUUGUCAUCCUCUGCAUCCAAAACCGAUCCCAUCGACAUAUGCACAAGUGCCGAGCGUCUCCUAACGCAAGAUAUGGACGCCGGCCAGUAUUGGCUCAUCACCGAUGCUGUCACAAAGAGUAUUUCGACAAUCGCCGAGAACGAGAAGAUUUUGUUAGCAGAACGAAUAUUGCCUGCCUCAGUGGAGAAGUGCACUACCGAAAAGGUCAUGUUGGUUAGAUGCAUCAUAUCAGCCAUGCAUGGUUCUCGCAAGCAAGCAGUGGCUCUCUCAGAAUCCGGUUCGGUGCCUGUGUUGGUGUCGUUGCUGAAGCUUCUGAACUCUUGUUCCGAAUACAGAGUUCACCAGCAAUUAGUCGCAUGCAUCGUUACUGUAUUGAGAGAACAGCCGAACCUUGUUACACAAUACGCUGCGGAGAUGAGUAUCGCUACCGUCAUCACGCUUGCAUCGCCUUCGUCGCCCGUCAAAAGUGUCAAGCAACCGACUUUGAUGUUCGAAGGUCUCUGCACAAUUACUCAGAGUCUCUUACAAUUCCACCGCUCCAGUCUAGGUGGUCGCUUCCAUCUUCUUGUACCUCUGAUGCAAAGGCUUCUUGCCUGUCUGUUCCUUCCUAGUAGCAGAGAUGCGGGAACAGUCAACAGAUUCAAGCAUCCCGCAUGGCUCGACCCGACAAAUGCUUCGUUGGAUCUCAAGCACGCUCAAAGAUAUUCAAGACUUCUCGAAAACCUGUGCAACCCACCACAGCUCAACGUCUCAAGCAACCGAGCAAAGGCACCAGAACUCGUCGAUGAGACACGCAAAGCCCGCAUGCACGUGGCUCAGCAUGCUCCUCACAUCCUCCACUACUACUGCACACUGAUCUUGAACGGUAAGCUAGGCGAGGGAAUGAGAGACGCCUUGAUGCCAGGCAUAUGGGCGAUCAUUGAUGUCACCGAGAUCGGUGCAGAUGAUAGUCGAGGUGUCAAGGCAUUGAGCUCUAGCAUGGGCAAUGCUGAUCGUGCCGUCUUGCGAGGCAUUUGGGAAGAUUGGCGACGAUUCGGUGGAGCUUGGAAGGGUUAG
This is a messenger RNA of Aureobasidium subglaciale EXF-2481, 4287 nucleotides long. RefSeq lists its product as uncharacterized. The transcript is spliced from 4 exons. Gene Ontology annotation, biological process: ribosome biogenesis. The coding region runs from base 1 to 4287 and encodes 1428 amino acids. The record is from RefSeq and is a predicted model, not a curated record. Gene Ontology annotation, cellular component: nucleolus. Lineage: Eukaryota; Fungi; Ascomycota; Dothideomycetes; Dothideales; Saccotheciaceae.